AUGUAUAACUGUUAUUUACGUUUAUGUGGUGCUCAGAUUGGUAAAAAUGUUCGUAUUUAUACAACAUUGAUUGAUGCACCUGAUUUAUUAAACAUAAAUGAUUCAACAUUUAUUUCUUCCGAUGUUGUUUUGAAUGGUUUAUCUUAUCAAGAUACAACAUAUGAAUUGAAUUCGGUUCAUAUUGGUUCAAAUUGUUCUGUUGGUGAUUGCAGUGUUUUAUACAACGGUGUUUCUAUUCAAGAUAAUGUUUAUGUUAAAUCAAUGUCAAGUGUUAACGGUUAUAUUCCAUCGAAUACGCUAAGUCAUGGUCAACAAAUUUGUUUAAACGAACAAUUAUCAUCCUCUGUUGAUCAAACAAAUCUUAUGUUUCAACAACAAGUAUAUCAAUUUGUAUGUAUAUUACUAAUUGUAUGUUUAAAUAGUGUGUCAGUUAUCAUUACAUAUUUAAUUUAUUGCCAAUUCUUGUGUAAGAUAUAUGUUUGGAUUAGUCUUCCAGUAUGCUGGAUGAUAUGGUCAUUUUUAUGUAUACUUUUUGUCUUAAUCGUACUGAAAUUUGUCAUCGGUCAUGUUCCACCAGGUAGUUAUCCAUUAAAUUCGUGGUAUUAUAUACAUAAAAUAUGGUUUAGACGAUUAAUUGUCUCAAGUUUCAGUUAUUCAUUUGCAAUAUUAGAAGGAUUUCAUUCUUUCAAUUGUGCUAUUCUUCGGUGGUUAGGUGCUAAAAUAGAAGAAGGAAAUAAUAUAAUGAUUGGCCGAUUUAUUUAUUCUUUACAUUGUCCAUCAAACUUGUUAACCAUUAAAGACGGAAUAUCAGCAUUUGAUGAAGUUCGAUUCAUCGCAAGUGACAUUCUUAAUGGAAAAUGUGUUGUAAAUAGGAUUACAAUUAACAAGGAUGCUCAGUUAGGAAAUUAUUGUUUGAUACAUUCUGGUUCUAAUGUACCAGCUCAUUCUGUGAUUGCCACUAUGACACGUUUUACAUCGGAGACAGUAUGUAAGGAUGGAGAUAUUCUAUUAGGUUUACCUGCUCGUGUUAUGCCAUUUGUGUCACCACCUGUUGACCAGAUGAAAAUCAACGUUAAUGGAGAAAUUUUCACUUUUUUUUUAACACAGUUAGUUGCCAAGUUUACAUUUGUUUUAUUUGGAUUAUUUUGUAUGUAUUUUGUUAGUAAUAUCUUUAUAUUGAUUCUAUUAUUUAUAAUUUUAUAUUCAAUUUUAUUAUGUUUAUGUGACCGUCUUUGUACGGCUCAAAUGAGUAAACCUGGCACAUAUUCAUUUGACAAUAUUGUAGGCUGGAAACGUCGUAUUGUAGUUCGCAUGUUUAGAGAUUACAUGGUGCUCAUUGGCCAGUUCAUAGGUGGUACACAAUGGUUAAUCUAUUUCUUCCGUGCUCUAGGUUCUAAGAUUGGUCAUGAUGUUCUUAUAUCAGAUAUUGGAAAUUUAGCUGAUCAUCGUUUUAUUACAAUAGAUAAUCAUGUUAGAAUUAAGUCCCCUGCUUUUUCUAUUCAGGUAUGUGGAAAUUUUAUGAAAGUCCUGCGUAAAUGUAUGUAG
Messenger RNA from Didymodactylos carnosus, 1545 nucleotides. The record is from the annotation of a GenBank genome assembly. NCBI's taxonomy places the organism in Eukaryota, Metazoa, Rotifera, Eurotatoria, Philodinida, Philodinidae.